Molecule: messenger RNA, 1421 nt
Organism: Coniophora puteana RWD-64-598 SS2
Lineage: Eukaryota; Fungi; Basidiomycota; Agaricomycetes; Boletales; Coniophoraceae
Exons: 5
Coding region: 85-1107 (340 amino acids)
Biological process (GO): phosphatidic acid biosynthetic process
Cellular component (GO): endoplasmic reticulum membrane
Molecular function (GO): ATP-dependent diacylglycerol kinase activity
Source: RefSeq, a predicted model, not a curated record
GGUUCCAGUCAGUCAAGUCUGGGUACCUCUACGGCACGACGCGAACGGGCGCAGAUCGGCGCCAGGAAGAGCUCUGGAGGUGUGAUGACGAUCAGGAGACACAAGCGAGAGGAUUCAUCGGCCAGGGGCGAGCCUGCUCAUGGUGUCAAUGGCAUCAACGGCGCUAAUGGUGUUAACGGGCUGACGAAUGGACAUGUUGCGAAUGGGGAUGGGCAUGAGGCGGAUGCAAAGUCUAAUGGAGUUGUGAAUGGGAAGAAGGUCGAUAGGGAGAUGAAAGAGGCGAAGGAGAAGGUGGAGAAGGUGGAGAAGGUGGUCGUGGACUGGGAGAUACCCCGGAAGGCACUGCAUUCGUCGAUAGGUUUCAUGACCAUCUACCUCUACACGUCGCACGGCUCGCCUGACAAGGUCGUCAUCGCGCUCAGUGCCGCUCUCGCCGCCCUUGUUCCCAUCGAUAUCCUCCGCCUCAAUGUCCCAUGGGCCGAACGCGCCUUCGAGAAGUGUGUCGGCUUAUUCAUGCGUGAGUCCGAGAAGAACUCGUCAAACGGCGUGAUAUGGUACCUCCUCGGCGCGGACCUCUGCCUCCUCGCGCUCCCGCUUGACCUUGCUGUUGUCUCCAUUGUCAUCCUCUCCUGGGCCGACACCGCGGCGUCAACAAUUGGCCGCCUCUGGGGGCCUUACACCAAGGCCCUCCCGCAGCGCACACCCGUGCUCCGUCUCCCACUUGCGCCGCGGAAGUCGCGUGCGGGCUUCGCAGCAGCGUGCGUCACGGGCGGCGUCAUCGCCGUCGGGUUCUGGGGGUGGGUCGCGCCAGCGUCUGGGCGCCUCGGCGCAUCGUGGACGUUUGAGAACGGAGUCGGAGAGUUCUUCCGUACUUCGCAGGUCGGUGCUAUGGCUGCAGCGGGGGAGAAGGUGCGGGAGGUGCUGGGCGGGGGUGUAAGCACAGGUGGGUGGAUAGGCUUGGUGGUGAUUGGGGUUGUUGCGGGGUUGGUGUCGGGUGUUGCUGAGGCUCUUGAUCUCGGCUCAUGGGACGACAACCUGACGCUGCCUGUCAUUGCUGGCUCCUGCCUCUGGAUAUUCUUCAAAGUUCUUGGUUUCGUCUCUUCAUGACCCACCUAGCUACCGGCUUUUACACCUCGCCCUCCUUGACAUCACCACCUUCUCUCCAUCGCUUGCGCUCUCAUAUGGCUCUCUCCUCGGAUUUUCUCAUUCCUCACUCGCUUCCUCUGUCCCCCUUUCUUGUUCCCCUUCUGUUAACUCUUUACUUUACCCUCAUCUAACGACACCCCACGACCCAUGACAGACUGGCGAAGGAAAACUAGUCAGGAUAGGUUUAGGUUAGAACAUGUACACGCAGAUGUGUGUGCAUUACGUAUGAUAUUGUUAGGAUAACUCUGUAGCUAUGCUUGGCUGCCCUAUAUACC